GUCGACGAGCUUCGUAAACAAUGCUCCAGCUGAUAGCCACAAACAGCGCAUACACUACUCACUGCAACCAUAUAUGCAUGCACAUGUAGGUUUAUAUGCAUAUCCAUACAUGCAUGCAUGCAGCAUGCAAUCACAGCUAGUACGGCAUUGUUUUCUGCAAGUAGACAUUUUGAUGCUCGUGACAGUGAGUGCUGCUGAUCAACUGUAAUUUCUCUGACUUUGGCUUGAUGCCCCCACCAUGGACGUUGAAUCCUGGACCUGCAAAGAUGUGGCCAAGUGGUUAUCCACCAAAGGAUUCGGUCAGUACGCUCGUCAGCUAUGCACCAACCACACGAUAGACGGUCAAGCACUGCUACUACUGACCGAAGCUGACCUGCGCAGUCCCCCCGUCUCCAUGAAAGUGCUUGGAGACAUCAAGCGUCUGAUCCGCCAGAUUGAUCUCUUAAAGCAUCAAAAUGGCAACAACGGACAGAUGUCGAACGGUCAUGCCCCGACAACGACGCCAGUCACUGCUCAGACACCUGACCGUCAACAUACGGGAGAGGAUCAGGUAGAUUAUCCAAAGAGGCACCUCGCGACAAGAUUAGAACCUGAGGUGUUCAAGACAAUCCUAAGCUUCAUCUACGUGUUUGCGGUGUUUCUUCUCACUGCUUUUGUCAUGACUAUCGUUCACGAUCGAGUGCCUGAUAUGGAGAAGUACCCUCCCUUGCCAGACAUAAUCCUGGACAGUGUUCCUCUGAUACCUUGGGCGUUCAAAGCCUGUGAACUCUGUGGUAUUAUUCUGUCAGUUCUCUGCUGCCUAGUACUCUUUCUUCAUAAACAUAGGAGCAUUGUUGUUCGACGUCUCUUUGCUAUCACUGGGACAGUGUUUUUACUCCGGUGUGUGACAAUGUUUGUUACAUCACUCUCUGUCCCUGGCAUUCAUCUACAGUGCUCAGCUAAGGUUUAUGGUACUGUGUGGGACAAGCUGGUGAGAGCUUUAGAGAUCUGGUCAGGUUUGGGGAUGUCUUUGACCGGUGUCCACACGUGCGGAGACUAUAUGUUCAGUGGACAUACGAGCUGCAUCACGCUCGCCAACUUCUUCAUCACAGAAUAUUCCCCACGGAAGUUCCACAUCCUACACACGGCGACAUGGGUCAUCAACCUGUUUGGUAUCUUCUUUAUCCUGGCCGGCCACGAGCAUUACACGAUCGACGUCUUCAUCGCCUUCUACAUCACCUCGCGCCUUUUCCUCUACUACCACACCCUCGCCAACAACCGCGCCCUCUGGCAGGGCGACUCUAGGGUGCGGGUGUGGUUCCCCAUGUUCUCAUUUUUCGAGGCGAACGUCGAUGGCAUCGUUCCGAACGAGUUCGAGUGGCCCCUCCCGUCUCUGACAAAGAUAAUGGAGCGCAUUAGCGAAGGCCCGGUCAAGAGAUUGAAAACGAAGGCAAGAUAAUCCAAGGCUUAGAUCGUCGUAUAUGAGUGACUGGGCAUUUGUUCCUGUGGUGUUUGCUCCGGGCUAUAUUUUAUUAUUCAUAAGUUAAGAGUUGGUGUUUUAAUUUUUUUAUUCAAAGUGGAGCAAUUGUCACAGGAGCAAGUGUCAAACAACCAGAGAAUGCCUCGAGAAUUAAAUUAUCAGCAUUUCUAUCUUCCUGUAGCUUUACAAGUUUACAAGUGCAAUUUGAUGAUGUGUAUAAGCUUCCAAGUUUUGGGUAUUGUUGAGAAAAGGGAACAUUGAGGGCCCCAUUGAAUAGAUCAUGACUCUACAAGUGUCUGAUACUAGUUGCAACUCCUAACGUUAGAAAUAGGCAGUUGUGACUUUGCAAUUGUGCUAUUUGUUAUUGAUUGUCAUUGAUUAAAUCAAUCACAUUUUUCUUAUAAGAGAUGGUUCAGUACUGUGGAGUAGCAAAUGGUUAAUGAAAUUCACGCAACAUUUGCUGAUAUUGAAAACCAUUGUAUAUUUUUCUACGCAAUUUGUAAAUGGGUAUAAUGCAUGAAUUAAUUGACUGAAUUCUUAU
This is a messenger RNA of Strongylocentrotus purpuratus (purple sea urchin), 2000 nucleotides long. It is a transcript of the gene samd8, whose product is annotated as sphingomyelin synthase-related protein 1. The transcript has 5 exons. Gene Ontology annotation, cellular component: Golgi membrane; endoplasmic reticulum membrane. Gene Ontology annotation, molecular function: ceramide cholinephosphotransferase activity; sphingomyelin synthase activity; protein binding. Bases 239 to 1438 code for a protein of 399 amino acids. The record is from RefSeq and is a predicted model, not a curated record. Gene Ontology annotation, biological process: ceramide biosynthetic process. Lineage: Eukaryota; Metazoa; Echinodermata; Echinoidea; Camarodonta; Strongylocentrotidae.